AAAAAAGUGAAAUAAGAAGAAGACAAACAGUAGGGGGCAGCAAUGCGUCGGCAGGUGUUUCAUAGCCAAAGAAAACGGAAGGAAGAAGGCUAGCGUUCAAUUCCCUCAGGCUAACGAUGGCCGACAUGCAUAGCGAUAGUUCCUGUUUCAGAGUUGUGCAUACGAGUUUAGGAUCAAACUAUUAAUAACAAAUCAAGUCACAGUCGUUGUCAACUAGCAAGGGAAAUGUGGACAUCUAGACGACGCUUUGGUGACAACAAUGUUUAUGCCUGGUACCACUCUUUUCAGCGCAGUGACAAUCGGCUCUGUCCAAAAGCCGAAACCAAUGAGCUCAUCUGACUGUGAUACAGCCAAUCUCUGUCAAAUGGGUGUAAAACAGUACGCCUGGCAGAUGUAACCCGAACCAUUCCCAUGAUGCUGCAGGGGCCGUAUGGUGGCCUGGAUAAGGACAAGCCACUCAUCCGGCUUCCAUUCACAUAUUUUGCGGUUGGCACAGUGUUGCUGGCUCUGACCGGUUUGUUAGCCUGCCUGGCCUUAUCACUACUGUACCACUUUGAGGAAUCAACCUAUACACACUGUCAUGUACCAAACUACCUCCCGUCCAUCAGCGCGUCCAUCAGCCUGGUGCCGGAGCGCUACAUCUGGCGCUGCUGCAUCGGCCUCCACUCGGCGCCGCGCUACCUGGUGGCCCUCGCCUACUUCAGCUUCUACUGGGGGCGCUUUGCGAGGAGGCGGCUGGAGCUGCUGCUCAGUGGCCUGGCGCUGCUCUGCGGCCUGGCGGAGAACACGGGCCUGCUGUUGCUCACCUACGUGGCCUCCACCGAGACCUACAGUGUCCAUAAAAACGGCUUCAUCGUGUUCAUCGCCAGCUCUCAGCUGCACAUGCUCAUCACUUGCUGGCUGUGGCAGGUCAUCAAGAGACACUGCAUUCACCCAGAGGAAGUGACGUCGUACCGAUGGAAAUUGCGCAUCUUCAUGUUCAAUAUCAGCUGUUGCAUCGCUGCUGUGUACUUCUUCAACCGCCACAACAAGUACUGUGAAUCUGGAAUCUACACCCUGUUUGCACUUUGUGAGUACAUGGUGGUCCUCUCCAACAUGGCCUUCCAUAUGACCGCCUUCUUGGACUUUGGGAGCAAGGAGGUGAUGGUGGCCACGCGUCCUGAGGACAAGCGAUACUGAACCGGACAGUGCUCCACCCACCACCACCCCCACAGUGCCUCAAGAAAACCUUGACGGACACUAACGUCUUGGGCUAGAGCAGGCCAGGGGGACGGUGGUUCUCGGGGUGACUGGGAGGCUGCUGUUGAUGCGCGAUGAUGAUCAUUGACAUUUCUGAACAUAAGGUUUUUAGUUCUCUACCACGCGCCGUAGUCUGCUUAAGAACAUGCAAAUCUGACCAGAUGGGUUCUUUGUGGACGUUCACGCGUAUACAUUUACCAAAUAGCACAUGCAUACAUUUUGUUUGUGACUGCAGAAAUAGACUGUGUUGCGGUAGUGCCUUGCCCGAGGGCUCUAUACACUCAGACUAGUAUUUCCCCAAGGGAAAAUGCUGUCUGAUGAAAUGUGGCAACAAAGGGCUGAUGUGUCAUUUUCAACAGCUGGUUUAAAACCCCCUGCUCAUCAACAGUUUUUUUUUUUAGCUUAAGUGACGGUCUAUCCAGUCGCACAGAGGAAGUAAUAGAGGUUAAUGGAAAGAUGGGAAGCUAAUUUGCUGUCAUGCACAAACUGCUCACACACGGCCAAGCGAGGUCACAUGCUACCCGGCGCUCUCCUGACUGUGCAGGAACGUCACUCGCACCGGCUGUGAACUCAGCACUUCGUUCUCGGUCAGAGCCACGUUCGGACAUUCUGAGAGCAUCGACUGACUGGCCACAGGAUUGGUCAUAACAUUUCAAUGUUCGGCCUUGCCGUGGUCGAAAUGAACGUUAAGCGCACGCGCGCACACAUAAACACACAUUCCACUCUUUUGUAUAGUGGUCAACAUGUUGGAAUGAUGUUAAAGUUGGGCUCCUGAAUAAGUAUCUAUCCAAAGGACGAUGUUAAAUAUUCUAGAUCUUGAAUCAAAUUAUACCUAAUAAAUGCAUAACCAAUAGGGCUGGGUAAAAAUAUCAGUUCAUCAAUGCACUGCAAUUUAAUUUGUUCUCGAUUCAGAUUUUUUUUUUUAAUAGAUUAUUUCCAUAAAAACAAAACAAAAACAUACUCAGUCAUUGUAAUCUAGAAGCCAGUAUGUCUAAAUGUACAUGCCCAUUUACAUUUGUCCAUGUCAUGAUAGGCCUAUAUACCUGACAGCAGUAUGAUAGGAGGUGAGCAGCAUGUAAGAAGGUCUGUGUAUUGACUUCAGAUAUGGAUUUGUUCACGUGUUUGAGGGGAACUUCAACAAGUUACUUCAGAUUUAUCUUGAAUUGGCUGUAUCUUCACACAUAAACACAUUCUAAAUGCAAAACAUAACUUCUUUAUUUAAAUGGUACCACCCAUUUAAUUUUCAUCCUCAUGAUUUUGGAACCCAGACUUUGGUUCCAUGAGCCAAACCUUUCAGCUCUACAGUCGUCUGAUUCCACUCUGUCCAUCAGUGGCAUGAAGAGCUGUUGUACCUGUUCUGCUCUGUUCUGCUGCCGUAGGCCUUAUGAAGGCGACUCUCCCUGGUCUGGUUAAGAUGGGGCAUUUUACGCUGCAAGUUUAGCUCAGGAACAAUACUAUACAAUGGUGUAUUCCCUUUCUUCUAGUUAAAGCACAAUGAAAUGGUUAAUUCAUUUUGAAAUGGUUAAUUCUAAAUAUUUAGGUAUUUUUGUCAUCUUUACUUGUUAUUGAAUCGGCAUCGAAGCAAUUGGAUCACUAUCGAAUCUAAUCGAUAUCGAAUCGAAUCAAGACCUAAAGAAUUGAAUUGAAUUGUGAAUACCCAGCCCUAAUAACCAAGUAUAUUCAAGGUCAGUGGUGUCUAGGGCCAAAACAUAACGAUAAGCUACCAAAAUGUGAGCAUAAAAUGUAUUAUCGUUUAGUGACUGACGGCUUUCUAUAUUUGUUAUCUUUCAGAAUGGAAAUGUAAAGGAGCUAAUUUUUACAUGCCAACGUUGUAAUCAAGAGAUUUUCUACAAGCUAGGACUUUGUUAAAAAUGAAACUGAUGUGUUUUCUAGAUGCAAAGCUUUGAUUCCAUCAGUAUAUUUGGGUAAAAAAAUGUUUUUGGGCAUUGGGUGUCAUCAAAGCUAUUAUAGUACAGCACCAUGUUUGUACAUCCUACAUACAGACACUCUGACCAGUGGGGCUUUCCCCUUCUUUUCAGUCUUUUCUUAACGUAUGAAGUAAUGUUCAGAUGUGAUGUUGAUGUGUUUUUAAGUUGUGUCCCUUAAGGAUGGAUUCCUUUGUGGAAACUACGUUUCCCAGUUCAACUCCUUUUUACAGGGAGAAGGUCGUUUUGGACAGUGGAUCAAUAAGUGUUUGGUGCAGUUUGUUUGACUUUCAUACGACUCUACCUUACAUUUAAAACACACUUGAGAACUGAAUUACGAUAUUUAACCAGACUAUCCGGUUGCACCAUCAUAUGCACUGUAUUGUAAACAUAUCAAAGCAAAUAAAGCCUAUUUUGUUGGAGGACCAUUCAGUAAAAGCAAAGGCUUUAUAUGGUAUAAUACUAUUUUUAUUUGUGUAAGCCUCAUCAGAAAACACAUUUCUAUACACCCUGGUAACGGGUUUAAGUUGAGUUGAUUAGGUAUACCUAGGUACCCAGUGCAAGCUCAAAGGCUAGAUCAUUCUUGAUUUGCUGUGCCAUAAUGGUUUUUGCUGUGGGACUGAACAUUCUCCGGCUGUAUCAAUGAGCUACAUUGUAAAUUAACCCCUGACUAAGGUGCCUUCUUAACCUACUGUGCAGGUAUACAAUACAUUUAGCUGCAAUUUUAGCCCCCAAUCCUAUUGGUUUAUAAUAUUAGAAAUGCAAAUAGUUAUGUAAAUAUUUUAUUCAGAUGAUGGCUUAAUAUCAUAGUAAUUCGUCAAGUCAUGAUACUAUGAUGAAAUAGGCAAAUGUUUGUGUUGUGCUGGCUGCUCUAAGGCCUGCCCCUAUGUUUGAUUCUGAAAUCGCUGACGCGGGGAAGGACUGAGGAUUGCCAUACUCGAAACCAAAGGGAUGCAAUAUUAUUCCAUUGAUGUAUUAACAGCAUGAACAAGUAUUUGAGAUAUGAUGCACAUACUGUAACCUCUAUGCCUUUUGAAAAGCUUUGCAAAUACCACAGGUAGUAAAUGGCAGGUUUGGACAAAUGUUGUGGAAUGUACCUACCUAAUGUGUGCCUUAUACUAUAUGUUUGUGGGGAGUGUGUGUGCUUUUUUCUUAAGGUAGCCUGUUUUACAUACUUGUGAUGGGUUUGAAAGGGUUUGCAUUUUCCAAGUCGCUUGUAGGAGAAUAUUUUUUCUAUAUUGCCUGUUCUAGUAGGUGUGUGAACUUAGAUCAAUUGGUAUUGCAAAAGGACGUGAGUCACACUUUGAAGAAUACUCAUGGUCUCGAGUUCCCCUUUGCCAGCUUCUCUAACAUCCUCUUCUACAUAAUUUGUUUAUCCACACAGAAUUCAGUCCCUUUUUAACAUUAUGUGGUUCAUGUUAUUCUAUUCUGCCCUCAAAGCAUUUGGUCUGAAGCUUGACAGCAGAAAUAAAACAUUUCAUUCAAAUUAUUAAACCCCCAAAUUAACUUUGUUUAACUUCAAAUCAAUGUUAUGGGCUUGUUUGGUCUAGUCUGACAAAGGUUGGAAACCAGGCCAACCGCAAAAAUGAAAAUCCAUCAUCUAACAAAUAAAUAAAAUCUUUUUUAUUAAUAUUAUUUGGUCAUAAUAUUGCAUUAAAAAAAUGCAAACCACCUUAACACAACAGUUCUUUAUGUUAGUAUAAUUUCAAGUUUUUCUUAGACAUUUGGUCAUUUAGAAAAAGGUCCCUGGUUAGACCUCAACUGGACAAUUUCAGGAAAUAGAGUUUGGCUUAUUCUAAGGUAUUUCAGAAAAAUCCCCAUUGCAACACAAUAUCCUCUUGUGAUAUGGCAGACACAGGACAAUGUGUGCCUUCUUAUUUAAUUGCACAGGAAUGAACAGAACAUUUGCACAAAAACCAACAAUAUUCAAUCACAACAAGUAAUAAAAAAAAUAAAACAGGACAUAAAUUACAGCUUGAUAAAUAUUCGAAAUAAAGGACAUUCACUGAAGACAUCCCACAAGGUGAGGCCCGGGGAAAAGGAAAUUGAGAUUUGUUAUGCAUAGGGAAAAUGCUAACAUGAAUAAUAUUUACUGCAAUCUCUGUCUGUCUGUCUGUCCUAGCAUUGUUGCAUGGAGUUUGUUACCCUUGUGGGGAAGUUACUAGCCUGAUCAACGUUUUGUUUGAACCCGAUCCUAAGACACUAAAAAUAAACAUGAACCUUAAUCUGAAAAUAGAAUAUGAAUUUGAUUACGAUUACAUUUAAUGUUUUUAGGUAGAUUAAGAAUGUAUCACUUUUGUUACAGGGAUAUUGAGAUGAUGACAAGCAGAAUUCACAAAAUGUAGCUUCUUAUAACAAUAAAAAAAACAUCAAAACGUUAUGGCAGCCAUGUUGCCACGAAUAGACCAGUUCCUACCGUUCUAAUUGUGUGUUCCAGAAUGUCUCAUCCCCUGACAGGAAAUGAGGGAGAGGAGGAAGUGGCUCCCUGCCUCGUCAAAGGAAACUCCAGAAGGAGGACUUCCUGGAACGCAGACUCUUAGGGGUAAACAGUAGCACUGCAUAUGCAUCCACUUGCGUAGCUGGCUGCAAAGUAGGCUGAAACAGGAACUCAUACACUGGUCUCAAUUAUGUACAAAGAUAGAGUAAGCAAUUAAUUCUUUACGGGUGUCUGUGAUAUGAAUGGAAUUGGCUAUCUUUAAAAUAAU
Molecule: messenger RNA, 5869 nt
Organism: Gadus chalcogrammus (walleye pollock)
Lineage: Eukaryota; Metazoa; Chordata; Actinopteri; Gadiformes; Gadidae
Gene: pgap2
Product: post-GPI attachment to proteins 2
Exons: 6
Coding region: 412-1179 (255 amino acids)
Biological process (GO): GPI anchor biosynthetic process
Cellular component (GO): endoplasmic reticulum membrane; Golgi membrane
Source: RefSeq, a predicted model, not a curated record